UUUUCCUGCAGCCUCCCGGGCCGCCGGGUCUGUCGUUGGCUCGCUCGCUCGGUCGCUCGCUCGGUCGCUCGCUCGCUCGGUCGGUGCAGCCGGGGAGGUGCGGGGCGGGGAGGGGAAGGGGCAGGGCUCGCCGGCCGCCGCCGCCGCCGCCAUGUCGGGGCAGAGCCUCACCGACCGCAUCACCGCCGCCCAGCACAGCGUCACCGGCUCCGCCGUGUCCAAGACGGUGUGCAAGGCCACCACGCACGAGAUCAUGGGGCCCAAGAAGAAGCACCUGGACUAUUUGAUCCAGUGCACGAACGAGAUGAAUGUGAACAUCCCCCAGUUGGCAGACAGCUUGUUUGAACGAACUACCAACAGCAGCUGGGUGGUGGUCUUCAAGUCUCUCAUUACGACCCAUCAUCUGAUGGUGUAUGGAAACGAGCGCUUUAUCCAGUAUCUGGCAUCAAGAAACACAUUGUUUAAUUUAAGUAAUUUCCUGGAUAAAAGUGGAUUGCAGGGUUAUGACAUGUCUACAUUUAUUAGGCGAUAUAGUAGGUAUCUAAAUGAAAAAGCAGUUUCGUACAGGCAAGUUGCGUUUGACUUCACAAAAGUGAAAAGAGGGGCAGAUGGAGUUAUGAGAACAAUGAACACGGAAAAGCUCCUCAAAACCGUACCGAUUAUUCAGAAUCAAAUGGAUGCACUUCUCGACUUCAAUGUGAAUAGUAAUGAGCUGACAAAUGGUGUAAUAAAUGCUGCCUUCAUGCUCCUGUUCAAAGAUGCCAUUAGACUCUUUGCAGCCUAUAACGAAGGAAUAAUUAAUCUCUUGGAAAAAUAUUUCGAUAUGAAAAAGAACCAGUGCAAGGAAGGCCUGGAUAUCUAUAAGAAAUUCCUCACUAGGAUGACAAGAAUUUCAGAGUUCCUCAAAGUUGCAGAGCAAGUUGGAAUUGACAGAGGCGAUAUUCCAGACCUUUCACAGGCACCAAGCAGUCUUCUGGAUGCUUUGGAGCAACAUCUAGCUUCCCUAGAAGGAAAGAAAAUCAAAGAUUCUACGGCCGCAAGCAGGGCUACAACCCUUUCCAAUGCAGUCUCUUCCCUCGCAAGCACCGGCUUGUCACUAACCAAAGUCGACGAAAGGGAGAAACAAGCAGCCUUGGAGGAAGAACAGGCUCGUCUGAAAGCUUUAAAGGAACAGCGUCUAAAGGAACUCGCAAAGAAACCUCUUACCUCUCUAACAACUGCAGCCUCUCCUGUAUCCACCUCAGCGGGAAGCGUGAUGACUGCACCGGCCAUUGACAUAUUUUCCACCCCUAGUUCGGCAAACAGCACGUCAAAGCUGCCAAGCGAUCUCCUUGACUUGCAGCAGCCUUCCUUCCAUCCAUCCGUACCUCCUCUCUCCAGCACCCCGCAAGUAGCCAGUACGUGGGGAGAUCCUUUCUCUGCUCCCGUUGAGACUGUCGAUGAUGCCGUUCCGAGCUUAAAUCCUUUCCUCCCAAAACCUCCUGAUGCUGUCCACCUCCCCAUUUCUACAGAUGCAUCCACAUUUGCCUGUAGGACACCUACUCAUGAAAUGUUUGUUGGGUUCACCCCUUCUCCGGUCGCCCAGCCGCAGCCUCCUCCUGGCCUGAACGUCGACUUCGAGUCCGUGUUUGGAAACAAAUCUACUAAUGUAAUUGUGGAUUCCGGUGGCUUCGACGAACUAGGCGGGCUCCUCAAACCCACGGUGGCCUCUCCGAACCAGAGCCUCCCCACCGCCAAGCUCCCUCCCAAUAAACUCGUGUCCGAUGACUUGGACUCCUCCCUGGCCAACCUCGUCGGCAAUCUGGGUAUUGGCAAUGGAACAACCAAAAAUGACGUCAACUGGAGCCAGCCGGGCGAGAAGAAAUUGACCGGCGGGUCCAACUGGCAGCCCAAGGUGGCCCCCACGACCGCUUGGAAUGCCGCCACCAUGAAUGGCAUGCAUUUUCCACAAUACGCACCCCCUGUUAUGGCCUAUCCUGCUACCACACCGACAGGGAUGAUAGGCUACGGAAUUCCACCUCAGAUGGGAAGCGUACCAGUGAUGACACAGCCCACGUUAAUAUACAGCCAACCUGUCAUGAGACCGCCGAACCCCUUUGGCCCUGUAUCAGGAGCGCAGAUCCAGUUCAUGUAACCCGACGGAAGAGCGGAGCCCGGCCCUCCCACCCCGAGAGACACGUGCUCGGGCAGCAAAUCCCUGCUUCCAGCCAAAUCCCAACCGCCGCCUCCCGGGACCGACGUCGUGGCCCGGCGCCACGGCCGCGGACGAUCCGGUCCCAAGGAGAGGGCGGCGCCCCCAAUCGAUGCCAAGCGUCGCCGUGACUCUUAGACCGAGAUCUGUCUCUCCGGCGACCGACCGACCCUUCGGCUCCGUCGACGCCGACGGGCACCCGUCGCCGGCCGCCCCCGACGCCGGCCCCGGCUCGGGCCCGGGGAGGGGAGAACUUCCGCCGGGAAGAGCGGCCCGGGACGGAGACCGGCGGGUCCCGGACCGGAAUUGGACGGGACUCUGUUUCGGGGGAGCAAAGAUCAUAACCCGUAUUACGCAGUACCUUUCUUUUUCUCCAGUCCUCAGAUGUAGAAACCGUAACGGAGAUUAACUUUUCUUUUCCGAAAAAGGAGUAAUAAUAAUUAUAUAUUCAGUUUGCAGUAGACAUUCCUUAUGUAUUUGUAUUUAUUUAUGAUUAUCGAUUUAAGUCACAUCAAUAUGGUAUCGGACCUCCUUAUGAAAAUGAGUAUGGAUGUAUACAGUACGUUUGAUUUUUUUUUAGCCACGGGAACGAUUCCGAUCCCGAACGCUUCGCGGGCGACCUACAGAGCACUAAGUAUUUCGAGGCGAGCCCGUCCGUCGGGGUCUCUCUGGGGGAAAGGGGGGAGGGGGGGAGAGAGAGUCAUGGAUGCGUUAAUCCCCGGGGUCUAUUUCUGUGCCUGAGAUAUUACAGGGGAACAGCUUCACUGACCAGGAAGAAGCACGACACUACAUUUUUAACUCGGCAUCUGUGCGUCGGGAAGGAACUCUAUUGCUUUGUGCUUGGCGUGUCAUUAUUUUCCGUUUGGCUUCGGAGCCUCUCCAAAACGAAUGUGAGGAAUUGCUUUCACUCGGAGACCCUCCUUCUUUCCGGGGAGACUCGGGAGCGCACGGGGGUGGGGAGGAGAGGACGGGGUGGGGGGGGCAAGGCACGGGACUUGGGCCGGCGCCAAGGCGGACGAUCCCGACAGCUUAGAUCGAGGCAAGUCGGAUGUCUCGGGGCGCCCGGCGGGGAGCGAACGGGGAAUCGGAGCGCCGCGUCGAUCGCGGCUCCGGGGGCACGCGUCUCACCGUUGGGGCCGAGGGGGGCCCCGGGAAGGACGGUCCGGGCAGUGAAAGCGAUUCUGUACACGACUUAGAGCGUACUCGUUGCAUCGUCUCCGCAGAUUCUAUUUUUGUUUACGAUAUUAAAAUGUACGUUAGCGAAAAUGGGUGGAUUUUCAAAUAAAACGCAGCUUCCACAAAA
Ornithorhynchus anatinus (platypus) is the source of this 3494-nucleotide messenger RNA. RefSeq names its product phosphatidylinositol binding clathrin assembly protein (gene PICALM). NCBI's taxonomy places the organism in Eukaryota, Metazoa, Chordata, Mammalia, Monotremata, Ornithorhynchidae. The coding region runs from base 152 to 2134 and encodes 660 amino acids. Gene Ontology annotation, molecular function: clathrin heavy chain binding; SNARE binding; 1-phosphatidylinositol binding. Gene Ontology annotation, cellular component: clathrin-coated vesicle; clathrin-coated pit; synaptic vesicle. Gene Ontology annotation, biological process: clathrin-dependent endocytosis; clathrin coat assembly; synaptic vesicle budding from presynaptic endocytic zone membrane. The record is from RefSeq and is a predicted model, not a curated record. The transcript has 21 exons.